UCCGCUUCGUGGUGCACCAGACUGGUGUCGCGCUCGCGCGUACCGCGUACGGCGCGUACGUCAUCGACAUGUCACCUGCCACAUCCACGUUCGGCAUGUUCGUCGCGAUUCGCAUGCAUGGCGCGCGGAUAUAGCGCGAGGCUCGCGUAAAAAGUACGCCCAUGCCCGUUCGCGUAGCGCGAUGGACAAUCACGAGGAGGACGAGCUGGAGGAGCUCCGCUCUACGGUCUACACGUUCCCGCCGAACGUGCAGAGCGUGAUCGAGCAGGUCUUGACUAUCACUGAUCCGUUAGACCAACCCAAUUUCAACGUGGUGGACUAUAUAAACACGUUAUUUCCCUCGGAACAGUCAUUGUCAAAUAUUGACGAAGUGGUGAAUAAAAUAGAAAAAAAGAUACAUACUAUAGAUAGAGAGAUACGGUCAGUGGUGCGUGGUCAGACGAACGUGGGCCAAGAUGGUAGAGCGGCGUUGGAAGAUGCACAGAAGGUGAUAAGGCAGCUAUUUGUCCAUAUAAAGGACAUAAAGGACAAGGCGGAGCAGUCCGAGGAAGUGGUGAAGGAGAUUACGAGGGACAUCAAACAGCUGGAUUUCGCCAAGAAGAACCUUACUGCCUCGAUAACGGCGCUGAACCAUUUGCACAUGCUUGUGGAUGGAGUGGAUAACCUAAAAGUAUUAACGCAGAAGAAGCAAUAUGGAGAAAUUAUCUUACCGUUGCAAGCAGUGAUGGAAGUGAUGCAGCAUUUUAACAGCUACAUGGAUAUACCGCAAGUGAAGCAGUUGUCUGAUCAAGUACGCCAGAUCCAGGAUGAGUUGGCCCAGCAGAUUACAGCGGAUUUCAAACAGGCCUUUUCCGGCCAGAAUCCAAAGCAUUUCAAUCAGUUGACGGAAGGAUGUUUAGUAUUAUCAGUCUUACACCCUAAAGUGAAGAAAGAUCUGCUCGUCUGGUUUGUAAAUAUCCAAUUGCAAGAAUACGCACAUUUGUUCGAUGAGAAUCAGGAUUUCGCCUGGUUGGAUAAGAUAGAUCGAAGAUACGGGUGGAUCAAGAAACAUCUGCUGGACUUUGAGUCAAAGUUCGGUACGAUCUUUCCCCAGGACUGGGAAAUUUCCGAGCGAAUAGCUGUACAAUUCUGCCAUGUCACACGUGAAGAUCUCACAAAAUUGAUGAACAAGAGACGUAAUGAAAUAGACGUUAAGUUAUUGCUUUACGCGAUUCAAAGAACCAGUAAUUUCGAGACGCUACUGUCGAAGCGUUUUAUCGGCAGUACUUUGGAGACCACGGAUGCUAAGUCAGUAACAGUCAGUAAUGAUGUUGCGGAAAAGGUACCGGGGAAUCCUUUUGAAGAAGAUGAAAAGGUUGAAAAUGAAAAGCCGAGGCCGUCUCCAUUCGAAAAGUUAAUAGGAAGAUGCUUCGAGCCAUACCUGAACAUUUAUAUAGAAAGUUUGGAUCGCAAUUUGGCAGAUCUGAUGGAUAAGUUCGUGUCCGAUGCUAAAACGCAACCGCCAGGUGCUAAGGAAUUUGACGGCAUUGAAGGGCCAAGCAGUGUCCUGAGCUCGUGUGCCGAUCUGUUUGUAUUUUACAAGAAGUGCAUGGUGCAAUGUACGCAACUCAGCACCGGUUUAAUUAUGCUGAGUCUCGCCGAGACUUUUCAGAAGUACCUACGGGAAUACGCAGUUAAGAUCUUACAGAAUAAUUUACCCAAAAUCGGAGGCAGCGCAGGAAUUGGCACCAGUAUGAGCAAUAUCACGCGUGACUUCCGAGAUUUAUCAACGUCAGGCUUUAUUCAAAAUUUCCAAAGUUUUUUGAAGGAAGGAGAAACUGCCAGAUUUAGUAAAGAGGAGCAAUCUCGUAUAUGCUGUAUUUUGACAACGGCUGAAUAUUGUUUAGAAACGACACAGCAAUUAGAAGAGAAACUUCGUGAGAAGACAGAUGAAUGCUGUUCGGAUAAAAUAAAUUUGUCUCAAGAACAGGAUAUCUUCCAUAACGUGAUUUCUAAUUGUAUUCAGUUACUGGUUCAAGAUCUGGAAGCAGCGUGUGAAUCUGCAUUGACUGCAAUGACUAAGGUGCAAUGGAGUUCUGUGGAAGUCGUGGGUGAUCAGAGUAAUUAUGUUAAUACGAUAAUAGCGCACCUUCGACAAACAAUACCGACCAUACGAGAUAGAUUAUCAUCUUGUAGAAAAUAUUUCACACAGCUCUGUGUCAAAUUUGCUAGCUCUUUCAUAGCAAAAUUAGUACAGCAAUUAUUUAAGUGCAAGCCAUUAAACGCCGUCGGCGCGGAACAACUGUUGUUGGAUGUCCACAUGUUGAAAACGGCCUUGCUGGAUCUUCCAUCGACGGGUUAUCAAAUACAGAGAAAAGCUCCAGUAACAUAUACCAAAGUUGUGGUCAAAGGUAUGGCAAAUGCUGAAAUGAUAUUGAAGAUUGUAAUGUCCCCAAUUGAAUCUCCAAGUGACUUCGUAAAACAGUGCAAUGUACGCUUGCCUGACUUACAGUCUUCAGAAUUUCAAAAAAUUUUAGAUAUGAAGGGAUUGAAAAAAACAGAUCAAGUUCUAUUGCUCGAGCAAUUUAAGCAAUCUGAAAACACAGACGCCGCAAACGCUACGAAAAGUCACGUAGUACAUAACAGUCCAGAACAUGAAGCUGGAAGAAUUAAGAGGCUAGAGAAACUCAUCAAGAAACGAAUUUGAGGAUAUUAGAUAUCAUUGUAUAUAAGUUGAUUUAGAAAUUCUCUCUUAUUUUAAGAUAACAAAGACCCUUUAUACAAAAAUGAAAGGAGAAGCAUAAAA
Temnothorax curvispinosus is the source of this 2785-nucleotide messenger RNA. It is a transcript of the gene Vps53, whose product is annotated as vacuolar protein sorting-associated protein 53 homolog. Gene Ontology annotation, biological process: retrograde transport, endosome to Golgi. The record is from RefSeq and is a predicted model, not a curated record. Lineage: Eukaryota; Metazoa; Arthropoda; Insecta; Hymenoptera; Formicidae. Bases 182 to 2686 code for a protein of 834 amino acids. The transcript is spliced from 13 exons. Gene Ontology annotation, cellular component: GARP complex.